AUGGCAGCUGCCGGAGAGAACUUUUACGUGGCUACUGGUGACAGCAGAGGCCUGGUGGUCCCUGCGGACCUGAUACACCAAACACAGAGAGUCCUGGAUCAGAAGCCGGCGCUGGGGAUCCCUUACUCUGGAUCCCUCCUUAGAGGAACAUGGAGGAAGUCAGGGCUCCUCGUACAGCUGGGAGCCUUUCAGAUCAUGAACGCCUUCUUCCACAUUUUCACAGGAAUCUACUUGGCAACUGCUGGGAAAAAUCUUCAUGUAGUUGCGAUAAAGUCUGGGUACCCAUUCUGGGGAGGAUGCUUAUUCUUCUGUUCAGGAAUCUUAUUGAUCAUCGUGGAAAGGCACAGGAAGCUGAAGAUCUUGACCAUGACUGUGAACGCCAUUGGCUGCUUCUGCACACUGGGUGGGCUCUUUGUUUUCCUGAAGGAUUUAUUCUGGGAAUGUCCCUUUGACUUCCCCAUCUGGAGGCCCUAUCCCACGGCCACGGUGCACCUGCAGAGGCUUGAAUUCGGAUUGCUGAUCUGCUCGAGCCUUGAGUUCAUCACACUAAUCUGCGCCAUGACUUUGUUGUACAGGACCAACCUGUCAUCGAAGACAGAUGCUCUGGGUUCGACGCCCCCAGAGUACCCUGCUGAGCCGGCUUCCCCUCCUCCACCUUACGAAGCGGUGAUUUUUGAAAACAAGACAGAAACGGCAGAUCCCUGACUGACCACGCACAAGAGGCUGGCCCCACUCAGUGCCCCUUGUGUUGGUUGGUGAGGAAGCCCCGUCCGAAUAUCGGAAGAAAUGGGAAGGGUGGUAAA
This is a messenger RNA of Sarcophilus harrisii (Tasmanian devil), 803 nucleotides long. RefSeq names its product membrane spanning 4-domains A10 (gene MS4A10). The coding region runs from base 1 to 705 and encodes 234 amino acids. The record is from RefSeq and is a predicted model, not a curated record. Gene Ontology annotation, biological process: cell surface receptor signaling pathway. The transcript has 7 exons. Gene Ontology annotation, cellular component: plasma membrane. NCBI's taxonomy places the organism in Eukaryota, Metazoa, Chordata, Mammalia, Dasyuromorphia, Dasyuridae.